GGCUCGGUGUCGGCAACAUGGCAGCGUCCAGCCGUGACCAGGUGCUGCGGCUGUACCGCGCCCUGCUGCGGGAGAGCCAGCGCUUCAGCAGCUACAACUACAGAACAUAUGCCAUCAGAAGGAUAAGAGAUGCCUUUAGAGAAAACAAGAACAUAGCAGAUUCUGAAAAAAUAGAAGAACUACUGAAUAAAGCCAAAGCAAACCUAGAGGUUAUUCAACGGCAGGGUACCAUUGACCACAUGUACGCCACAGAAAAAUUGAUCAUUGAGCGUCCAGGAAACACAUAGCCAAGAAAAACCUCUGAUCCUGAAACAACACUGGACCAUCUUCAGCAUCCUACAGUGCCACAUACAGAAACUGCACAUGCAUGUCUGAGCUUGUCUGAUCAGCAUAACAAAUGCCUGAGAGACUGUUUUUGGCAACCAAAGUUCUAUUUUCUAAAGGGUCAUAUGUUCUAAGAUAAAUGGCUGUGAUUUAUAAUAGUAUGUAAGGUAGUCUUGGAAUCUGUUUGCUUGUGUGUCCUAUGUUAUGGAAUAGUUCCUGCCCUAUUUCGACAAUAAAACUCCAUUAUACUACCUGCAA
Molecule: messenger RNA, 582 nt
Organism: Taeniopygia guttata (zebra finch)
Lineage: Eukaryota; Metazoa; Chordata; Aves; Passeriformes; Estrildidae
Gene: LYRM4
Product: LYR motif containing 4
Biological process (GO): iron-sulfur cluster assembly
Cellular component (GO): mitochondrion; L-cysteine desulfurase complex
Source: RefSeq, marked provisional